Tilletiopsis washingtonensis is the source of this 2687-nucleotide messenger RNA. RefSeq names its product chaps-domain-containing protein. Gene Ontology annotation, biological process: Golgi to plasma membrane transport. Gene Ontology annotation, cellular component: exomer complex. The record is from RefSeq and is a predicted model, not a curated record. Gene Ontology annotation, molecular function: protein binding. Bases 276 to 2687 code for a protein of 803 amino acids. NCBI's taxonomy places the organism in Eukaryota, Fungi, Basidiomycota, Exobasidiomycetes, Entylomatales. The transcript has 11 exons.
CGAGCUUGCUCCCCAUCCCCUGCCGCCGACGCCCAUCCACGCCAUCCACCACCUUCACGUCCUGCUGCAGUCCGCCGCCUCACACUGCGGCUGCCGGCCCUCACGACUCCGAACGACCCGCUCCGCCCCCCUCACGCCCUCUGCCCGGCGGCCUGAGCGCGUGCUGCCCGUGUGCUUCUCGUGCUCUGCCCUUGCAUCCGCUCUGCUCGAGCCCCGCCGCGCCGGACCAUCUUCACGCCCUCUUCUGCCACACCAUCCGCUAAGCGUGCACCAGCAUGGGUGACUUUGUCUCGCAGCCCGAGUUCUUUGAGGUGGAGCUCGGAGAGAGCCUGAUCUCGCGGACAGAGACACUCGCAUCCUUCCGCGAGCUUGGUCCGCCGGACCUGUGCCACGUCAUCAAGUCUGGGCGAGCUGCCAGCGCCAAGGAUAUCGGCUCGUAUCACUAUGUCUCGGGCGUGGACGCGUCCAGCUCCGCAGCGCUGGCUGCCUACAUAAACAGCCUGACGUAUGAGCUCGAGCAGAGCCAGGCAUGGUUCUCGACGGGCAAGAGCGCGUACAAGCUCAAGAGUGGAGCAUACUGCUGCUUCAACGCCUUUUCGCGCGUCGACGUCCGUGUGGAAGUGCGCAUACCCGGCUCCGUGGACGCAUAUGUCGUUGACCUGCGCGGCGAGCGGCACGAGCCGACGCCCGAGAUCUGGCAGGAGGUGUACCUCUCGGCGCUGCUGCGCGCCAUCCUCUACGCCGACGAUGCCAACUACCGGCUGGCGGGCUACCGAAAGCUCGACCCCAUCAGCAGCCCAGAUGCAGAGCACCGCUUCCUGCAGGCGGCCGAGAACCUCUUCUUUAAGGGCUGGCAGCUUGGGUCAGAUCCCGAGAUCCAGGUCGCGACAGUAGUGUCGAACCACCUGACCGCGGGCAUCCUCAAGUACUUUGGCGAUGCGCACCGCUACGAGCAAGCAGUGAACCUGUUCGAGAAGCUCUACGCACGUGCGCCGGAGGUGGCAGCUCUCGUGGCGCAGGCGUACAUUGGCAUGAACGAGGAGGUCAAGGCCGUGCAGAUCAUGCACCGCGCGAUCCAGGAGACGCCGCAGAGCUACGCGCUGCUGCACAUCCAGGCCGACUUUCUGCGCACCAAGGGCAAGACGGAGUGGGCGCUCAAGCUGGCCAAGCAGGCCGUCAACUGCGCGCCGAGCGAGUUCGUCACGUGGGCCAAGCUCACCGAGUGCUACAUCGAGCUCGGCGAGUGGGAGUCGGCGCUCUUCACGCUCAACUCAUGUCCGAUGUUCACGUACAACGAGCGGGACCUGCACCGCAUGCCCACGCCGGCGCGCAGCCACCUGCCGGUCAAGGCCUUUAUCGCCGAGAGCGGUCUGCUCGACGAGGAGAGUGCGCGGGACAAUGAGGCCGACGUCGCCCUGCUACGGCUGCCGGCGCCUGCCCUGCGCGGCACCUUCGCGCGCGCCUACGCGCUGCUGGCACGGCUCACGAGCCAGAUCGGCUGGGACGAGCUGCUGAAGUGCCGAAGCUCCGUCUUUGUCAUGGAGGAAGAGUACCGGGCGCAGAAGGCGACGCAGGACACGCCGGCCGCCACGCCGACGACGGAGCAGGUGCCGGAGCAGCACGCGGACGCCGACACCACUGUGGCAGAGUCGGAGACCUCCGACUCGGUCGACCACGGCGGCGAGACGGACAUGCCGCCGCUGCCCGUGUCGGACGACACUGCCGACGAGGAGGAGGAGGCUUCGCGGCUGGACCGCAAGCUGAGCCACCUCAACAUCUCCAGCCACGCCAACGCCUCGAGCCAGUCGAUCCCGACGAUCAAGAUCUCGACCGAGUCGGACCAUGAGCGCGAGCAGCAGGCCAUCGAGUCGUACCUCAAGGAGCAGGAGGAGCGGAACGCCGUGCCAGACUCGGGCGCGACAAAUGGCCACGCCGACUCGGAAGAGGACAUCAAGUCGGAUGUGCCUGUGCCGAUCGUGCAGGUCGAGGCGCCGCCGCUGGAGAAGCCGGCGCAGGCGCAGGCUAGUGCAGCCCACGCACGGACAGAGUCGCAGGCCCUGGCGGCGGCGGCAACAGAUCCUGGCGCGGCGGGCAACGCGCAGGCCGCUGCUGACGCCACGACUGCCGAGCAGGCCAACGACGGCGCGGCGGCGAGCAACAGCUUCUCGUUCACCAACAAGCGGCUGUGCGAGCGCUGGCUGGACAAUCUCUUCAUGGUGCUGUACGAGGACCUGCGCGUGUACACCAUCUGGCGCGCCGAGGUGGCGCACUACCGCGCCCAGUCGCUGCCGUACCGCAAGACGGGCACGGAGUGGGAGAUUCUCGGCGAGCUGGCGCUGCGCCUGCACCACAAGGAGGAGGGCAAGGACGCGUUCCAGCGCUGCGUCGACUCCAAGUUCUCGGCAAAGGCGCUGCUGCGCCUGCUUGAGAUCUACGCCGAGCAGAAGGACGUGGAGCGCACGCUGUGGACCAGCCUGCGGCUCACUGCCUACCACCACCGGUGGUACAUGGAGGGCUCCUUCCCCGGCGCCGUGGCCAAGAACCUGUUCAAGCUCAUCAAGGAGGUCGGGCUCAGCAAGGUCUCGUACACGCUCGUCUCGAUGUCGCCGCCGCCGGCCAUUCUGCGUCUGAUGCAAAAUUAUCUCGCCUACGGACAGACCUUCCAGCUUCCCGGCAGCACGUGGUGA